This is a messenger RNA of Knipowitschia caucasica, 444 nucleotides long. NCBI's taxonomy places the organism in Eukaryota, Metazoa, Chordata, Actinopteri, Gobiiformes, Gobiidae. The record is from the annotation of a GenBank genome assembly.
AUGCGUGGAUGGCUGCGUAAAGUUUGUUUUGAUUCAUCGCCUUCGGGUCCUGAUUGCUCCAGCUGCCUCACCUCAACAAUCAAAGCCCUCCUGGUCUCCUCUGCAAAUGUGCCACAGCUGCAGACCUCUUUAAUCCUUGUGUGUGCUCUCUCACAGUGGACCGACUUCUCAGACCGGACUCUGGCUCGCUGUCCGCACUGCAGAAAAGUCUCCUCCAUUGGUCGGCGGUAUCCCAGGAGGCGGAGUCUGCUGUGUUUCAUGUUGUUCGUGGUCAUCGCUGCUUCCACUGCUGGACUUAUGGUGGGCACGUGGGCGUCGGCCAGGUCGUCCCGUGGGAUCUAUGCGUCCUGGGUGUUCCUCAUGGUCCUAGCGUCCCUGACUCUGGCUCGCUCUCUGUACUGGCGCUGCCUGAAGAUCAGCGAGCCCAUCUCCAACGUCACAUAG